GGAGCCUCUACCACAAACGCGGAGUGCGGAGCCUCGGCCGAGCCUCCAGGGGGCUCGGCCUGCGCAUGCGCACCUCUCUGCCUUCCUGCCCGGGCGCGCUCGGUCCCACUCUCCUGGUCGGGUCAUGGAGGCCUCGGGAGGUGCUGGGGGCUCCGGGGGCUCCUUCCUGAAAGAUAUCGUGGCCUAUGUUGAAGUAUGGUCUUCCAACGGGACAGAGAAUUACUCAAAGACAUUUACAAAACAGCUUGAGAAUAUGGGGGCAAAGGUUUCAAAAACUUUCAACAAGCAAGUGACCCAUGUCAUCUUCAAAGAUGGAUAUCAAAGCACCUGGCACAAAGCCCAGAAGAUAGGGGCAAAGCUGGUUUCCGUCCUCUGGGUUGAAAAAUGCAGGAUGGUGGGAGCACGUGUCGAUGAAUCUUUGUUCCCUGCAGUGAAUACUAAUGAACAUUUACCAAGCCCAAUGAGAAAAAAACACAAAUGUAUGCAGCCUAAAGAUUUUAUUCCUAAAACACCAGAAAAUAACAAAAGACUUCAAAAGAAGUUUGAGAAAAUGGCUGAAGAGCUACAGAGACAGAAGACAACCCUUGCUUCUCAGAUGUUUGAACAGGCUCAACAGAAUCCAAAUACCUCUCUGUGUGAAGCAUCUUUGAACGUUUCUCGUGAAUCUUUAAGUUCAGAUGAAUCCUUUGCCAGUUGUUCACACACAUCUUUUGAUGAUCUCUGUGGAAACCAGGAAAAGAAACGGAGAAAAUCUGCUAAUGAGUUGGCCAGGAAGGCAUGCUCUUCCUCACCUGUGUUGAAAACAAGCCUUUCUUACAAUUCAGCGUUACCCAACCACCUCAGUCAGCCUAGUCCUCAGAAAGCUACAGACCGUCCGCCAAAGGAGGGCACCAGCUGGCAGAAAGACGCUGCAGGUGAGCAAGUUGACCCAGAGAGAAAGCAAGCUGCAGGUGUGUCUCAGGGGGUGCCUGAUGUGCUCUGUCUGUCCCCUGCGCUGUUUGCCUUACAUGGACUCAAGAGUUCCUCAGCAAAGAGAAGAAGGCCAGCGGAUUUGGGGUCACCUCCAAAAGGAACACCCAAGGAGAGGUACAAUGGGAAAUCUGCCCUGACGCCUCAGCUGUUCAAGUCUGACCAUAGCCGGCAGUCCAUGACUGGCCCCUUUCUGGGGACUCCUGAUGUUGGGGCUUCCUCUUACGAGGACUACUUUUCCCCUGAUAAUCUCAAGGAAAGGAAUUCGGAGGCUCUUCCCCCUAAGGCUCUGUUCCACUCCAGAGGACUCUCAAAGUGGGAGCGAAGAAACAUACUGGAAAUGUGUGACUUUACCCACAUUGGUAAAACACCCAGACCCAUGAGCACAACUGACUUAGUUUCAGAAAGUACUUCUAGUCCUGAGAAGCCUGAUGAGAAGGAAGUGAGUACAGUUUCUAGGUGCAUUUUGGGGAGAACGUCUGCUACAGAAAGCCCAGAGUGUGACAGGCAGCCUGGCCUGCAGUUGAGGGAGGCCACAGGGCCACAGGGAAGUACCCAUGCUGACACCCAGAACAGCCCUGCUCAUUGCAUCACGCCCUUGAAAGAAGGCAGUAAGGAAGCCGGAGAACCAAUUGAUGUAAAAUGCUCGCCAAAAGACAGGACCAUUCCUCCAACGUCGGCGUCUUCUGAAGGAGAAGCACACACCUUCAAUUUUGGAGAGGAUUGUAAAGUAGGAAAAUCUGUAGAAGAAAAGGAGAACAUAGCCACAGGAUAUAGUCAAAGUGUUAACAGUGAACCGUUGAGGCCUGAAACUUCAGACAGCUCUGGUUCAGACCUUGUCAGACCUCACAAGAAACCCAAGAAAUGUGGGAAAGGACAAAAGCCAAUGAGAACAUUAGUCAUGACAAGCAUGCCAUCUGAGAAGCAAACUCUCAUCAUCCAGGUGGUGAACACACUAAAAGGCUUCUCGUUUACACCUGAGGUCUGCGAGUCCACCACCCACGUGCUGGUGGGGAAGUCUGUCCGCACCCUGAACGUGCUGAUGGGGAUUGCCCGGGGAUGCUGGAUUCUCUCUUACGAAUGGGUGCUGUGGUCUUUAGAAUUGGGUCACUGGAUUUCUGAGGAGCCUUUUGAACUCUCUCAGUCCUUCCCUGCAGCUCCGGUGAGUCAGCACUGUGUGGUGGGGGGAGAUGCAGUGUGGUGAUCUAAGAAACGCCGUGUCUUAGGUUAAGGGUGGUCUCGCUCAGACUAAAAGGAUGUCACCCUAGAAAUUAGUGCCUCUGUUGACUGAUUUGUGAGCUCACACGGGAAAACUUGUAAAGCGCAAUGAGAAAUAUCACUGUGGAAAUGCUUGUUCACUUACGCUGGCAGUCCAGAUUCGGGAAACUGAACUGGGGGGGUUGCUGCACGUUCAUUGCUAACCUGGGCUAUAAGGUAAGAC
Microtus ochrogaster (prairie vole) is the source of this 2410-nucleotide messenger RNA. It is a transcript of the gene Mcph1, whose product is annotated as microcephalin 1. Gene Ontology annotation, biological process: cerebral cortex development; mitotic cell cycle. The coding region runs from base 125 to 2173 and encodes 682 amino acids. The transcript is spliced from 11 exons. The record is from RefSeq and is a predicted model, not a curated record. NCBI's taxonomy places the organism in Eukaryota, Metazoa, Chordata, Mammalia, Rodentia, Cricetidae.